UAUGUUAGAGCGAAUCUCGCUCUUCUCCUCCCCCGCCUAUCCAGCAGCUGAGACUGACCAAGCCAGAGCUUGCCCUCGCUGGCAACAGCGCGGGGGAAGCGGACGGGUGGCGCGCGCCCGCCCGACAGGCAGGCAGGCAGGCAGGCAGGCAAAGAACGAGGCGUCCGCUCGCUCGCAUUGUCCCCCCUCCCCGCUGCUUUUCCCAUCUUGAGCAGGCGAGAGCGAGAGCGCCGUCAGUCAGUCAGUUAUUUGGGUUGGAGAGCCGGGUCGGACGGAGUGGCCAAUGGGGUUUACUGCCUGGAAACAGCCCGGCUUCGCUGUUGGGGUGUGAAAGAAGGUAAGGGAGCCGCCUCCGCCUGGGCUGUGUACGUUCUCGUGAGAAAGUGGAAUGUGAGGCGAGGGAGGCUGAAGGAUUGUGUGGGACCCGAGCCCGUUUCCUUAGUUCCGCGGAGGUCGAAGUAGUGGGAAAGCGGCUCUUCUGAGGGGCAGGUACAUGGAUUCUUGAUCAGAAGUUAUAAAAUGAAGACCAGAAAUGAGUCCUAUUGAACUAUAUUCUGGAAUGGCAACUUGAAAGAACUUUAGGUAGACACACAAACACAUGCAUGUACACUGUGGCUCUCUUACCUCAUUUUAUUAAUACUGGUGACGUUAGACCAUCAGCACUGGUCUUGAAGAUAAGAUUUGGCAUUCCCUUCUUAUUGUUUGGGUAUGAGUGAUCAGAUAUCACAGGAAGAAAAACGCAAAACCAGCAGAACUUCCUUAAAGUUAAAGGAAUCAGCAAGAAUUAUGCAGUCUGAUGACUAUUUUGCCAGAAAAUUUAAGGCUCUGAAUGGUAAUAUGGGUCCCCCUGCAUCUCUAAGUGCAACCAACAAAGGUGAAAGUAGUAACCCAGCCAAUGGUACACCAGCUAUGCCUAAAAUGGGUGUCCGAGCCAGAGUAUCUGAAUGGCCACCUAAGAAAGAUUGUGCUAAGGAACUAAGCAAAGCUACAUGGGAAAGUAGACCACAGACCAGUUAUGAGAGUGUUGGAUCAGUAAAUGGUGACCAGAAUGAUGGGCAGCAAAAAGAACAUAUUGAUUUAGAAUUUGCAGAGGCAAAGUAUGCAUUGGGAGACAUUUUUAUCCAUUCUCCACACAGGGGGCUUCACCCUAUAAGGCAAAGAAGCAACAGUGAUGUUACAAUCAGUGACAUUGAUACUGAGGAUGUACUAGACCAAAAUGCUGUUAACCCAAAUACAGGAGCAUCUCUUCAUAGGGAAUAUGGAAGCACUUCAUCAAUUGACAGACAAGGUUUGUCUGGUGAGAAUUUUUUUGCAAUGCUUCGAGGCUACAGAGUGGAAAACUUUGAGCAUAAAACACAUGCACCAUUUGGAUUUUCAGAGUUUUUUCACUGCGACACCACUAUUUCUCCAAGUCUGCAUGCGGCAACACAGAUUUCCAGAGGAGAAUUUGUCAGAAUUUCUGGAAUUGAUUACAUGGAUAGUGCCCUGCUAAUUGGCAGAGACCGGGAUAGAUCUUUCAAAUGGAGAUUGAAGUCAGAAUCUGUGGAAACAUCACUCUUUAGAAAACUGCGAACUGCUAAAAGUGAACAUGAAACUCUUAAAUUCUCAUCUGAACUAGAAGACAGUAGACUUGAGAAGAAUUUUCAUCCUUGGAAUUGUCAGAAGUGUUUUGCACAUUAUGAUGUUCAGAGCAUUCUGUUUAACAUAAAUGAAGCAAUGGCUACCAGAAUUAAUGUGGGGAAAAGAAAAAAUAUAACCACUGGGGCUUCUGCUGCGUCACAAACGCCAACAGUAGCUGGACAGACUGGAAACUGUGAAUCUCCUUUGGGAAGUAAAGAGGAUCUCAAUUCAAAAGAGAACCUAGAUGCUGAUGAAGGUGAUGGGAAAAGUAAUGACCUGGUACUUAAUUGUCCUUAUUUCAGGAAUGAAACUGGUGGGGAAGGUGACAGGCGGAUUGCACUCUCUAGGGCAAACUCAGCAUCUUUUUGCUCAGGAGAUAGUUGCUCUUUUGAGUCUUCACUAAGUUCACAUUGCACAAAUGCAGGUGUUUCUGUACUGGAAGUACCCAGGGAGAAUCAACCAAUCCACAGGGAGAAAGUAAAACGUUACAUCAUUGAGCACAUUGAUCUUGGCGCAUAUUACUAUAGAAAGUUCUUCUAUGGAAAAGAGCAUCAAAACUACUUUGGUGUAGAUGAAAAUUUAGGGCCAGUAGCAGUCAGCAUCCGAAGGGAAAAGUUUGAAGAUGCAAAAGAGAAGGAAGGUUCACAGUUCAACUACCGUGUAGUGUUCAGAACAAGUGAGCUUACCACACUGAGGGGAGCCAUUUUAGAAGAUGCCAUUCCAUCUACUGCUAGACAUGGGACAGCACGAGGCUUACCUCUUAAGGAAGUAUUAGAAUAUGUAAUUCCAGAACUGAGCAUUCAGUGCCUGAGGCAAGCUUCCAACUCACCCAAAGUUUCUGAACAGCUGCUUAAACUGGAUGAACAAGGGCUGAGUUUUCAGCACAAGAUUGGGAUCCUAUAUUGCAAAGCAGACCAAAGCACUGAAGAAGAGAUGUAUAACAAUGAGAUGGCAGGACCUGCUUUUGAAGAAUUCCUUGAUCUCCUAGGUCAGAGAGUACGGCUGAAAGGCUUCAGUAAAUACCGAGCUCAAUUAGACAAUAAAACUGAUUCCACUGGAACUCACUCCCUUUAUACUACCUACAAAGAUUAUGAAAUAAUGUUUCAUGUGUCAACUAUGCUUCCAUAUAUGCCCAGUAAUAGGCAACAGCUUUUAAGGAAAAGGCACAUAGGAAAUGACAUUGUUACCAUUGUCUUCCAAGAGCCUGGAGCACUUCCUUUUACUCCAAAAAAUAUCCGUUCUCAUUUUCAGCAUGUCUUUGUCAUUGUUAAAGUCCACAACCCUUGCACUGAAAAUGUGUGCUAUAGUGUUGGAGUUUCAAGAUCAAAAGAUGUACCACCUUUUGGGCCACCAAUACCAAAAGGAGUGACUUUCCCUAAAUCAGCAGUUUUCCGGGACUUCCUUUUGGCCAAAGUUAUUAAUGCAGAGAAUGCAGCACACAAGUCAGAAAAAUUUCGAGCCAUGGCCACCAGAACACGCCAAGAGUACUUGAAAGAUCUAGCAGAAAACUUUGUUACUACCACUACAGUAGACACUUCAGUCAAGUUUAGUUUUAUUACACUGGGGGCAAAGAAGAAAGAGAGAGUUAAACCAAGAAAGGAUGCCCACUUAUUCAGUGUUGGAGCAGUGAUAUGGAAUGUGAUAGCACGAGACUUUGGUCAGUCUCUUGACAUUGAAUGUCUUCUUGGUAUCUCAAAUGAAUUUAUCGUAUUGAUCGAAAAGGAAUCAAAAAAUGUUGUGUUCAACUGUUCCUGCAGAGAUGUUAUUGGAUGGACAUCUGGAUUAAUGAGUGUUAAAGUUUUUUAUGAAAGAGGAGAAUGUGUUCUUCUUUCAGCACUUGAUAACUGUGCUGAUGACAUCAGAGAAAUGGUUCAAAGACUUGAAAUAGUGACUAGAGGCUGUGAAACAACAGAAAUGACCCUAAGGAGAAAUGGCUUGGGACAGCUUGGAUUCCAUGUUAACUUUGAAGGGAUUGUUGCAGAUGUGGAGCCAUUUGGUUUUGCCUGGAAAGCUGGCCUACGUCAAGGCAGUCGCCUAGUGGAGAUUUGUAAAGUAGCUGUAGCAACCCUGACGCAUGAACAAAUGAUUGACCUGCUACGCACUUCUGUAACUGUAAAGGUGGUGAUUAUCCAGCCACAUGACGAUGGAUCACCUAGAAGGGGCUGUUCAGAACUGUGUCGAAUUCCCAUGGUGGAGUACAAACUUGACAGCGAAGGCACCCCAUGUGAGUAUAAAACCCCUUUUAGGAGGAAUACUACUUGGCAUCGGGUGCCGGCUCCUGCUGGGCAGCCUCUCUCUCGUGCCUCUCCAAUCCUAGGAACAUCGGAUAGAUUGCAGUGCCAGCAGCUUCUCCAGCAGGCGCAAACAGCCAUUCCCCGCAGUACGUCAUUUGACAGAAAGCUGCCAGAUGGUGCAAGUCACUAUUUCAGAAGUUCACCAAGCAACCAAUCAUCAUCCAGUGACCCAGGACCAAGUGGGAGUAGUCAGUGGAGACACCAAGUGGGAUAUGAUGGGUGCCAGUCUCCUUUACUUCAUGAUCACCAAGGUUCAGGUCCAAUGGAGAGUGAAGGAGGGAGAGAUCAUGAAGAAUCUUUGGAAGGGGCCAGACAUACCAAUGAAACCAAGUGGCAUGCACCAUCAACCAAAGUCUUGAGUUCCUAUAAAGACCGCGCGUUACAGAAAGAGAACAGUGGCAAGGAUUCACCAAACAAAUUUUCUCAUAUUGGAGACAAAAACUGUUCCAGCCAUUCCAGCAGUAACACCCUGUCAAGUAACACAUCCAGUAACAGUGAUGAUAAGCACUUUGGCUCUGAAGACCUGAUGGACACUGACUUGCUCGGAUUAACUUAUAUUAAAGGGGCUUCUACUGACAGUGGGAUUGAUACUGCUCCUUGUAUGCCUGCCCCAAUUUUGGCUCCUUUGCACCUGGCUGGAACCCGGUCAGGAAUGCAUAGCCGGACUGAUCAGUGGGCUGAAUCUUCUGAAACUGCUGGACCAGAUGAUGAGAUUAAAAUGUAUGCUGUUCACAGCUAUGCCUCUGCCAUUUCUAGUAGUCAUACAGGUGAUGGUAGCAUGGGCGACCUCAGUGAAAUAUCUUCACAUUCCAGUGGAUCACAUCAUUCAGGAAGUCCUUCAGCACAUGGUCCUAAAAGCAGUGGAUCAUUAGAUACCUCCAAAGUGUAUAUAGUUUCACAAAAUUGCAGUCAACACAUCUCUGGAUCCGUAGCAAAAUGCUACCCUCGACAAGGAGCAAUAAGCAAAUAUAUCAUUGGCUGGAAAAAGUCAGAAGGUAGCCCUACACCUGAGGAAUCUGAAGCUCCUGAGUGCCAAGAAAUGUAUAAUGCUGUUGAUGGCCUAUCUUCAAGUCGGCUUCAGGGUUCUGUAACGGCUACAGUUUCUGAAAGCCAGCGAGUCUUAUCAAAAGAAGCGUUUCUGAAGUUGAUGAUACCAGACAACAUCUCUGUGGAGGAAGGGAGAAGAAAGUUUUCAUUUUACGGGAAUCUGUCUCCAAGGAGGACACUCUAUCGCACUCUUUCUGAUGAGAGCAUAUGUAGCAUUCGGAGAGGAUCUUCAUAUGCUAGCUCGCGGAGCUCAAUGCUAGAUCAAGCUUUGCCAAAUGAUAUUUUGUUCAGCACUACACCACCAUAUCACAGCACCUUGCCUCCUAGAACAAGCUUAACCACUGGUACUGGACACCUACGACAUGAGUUUUGGUUCUCAGAUGGGUCUUUAUCUGACAAAUCAAGAUUCAAUGAUCCUGGUUUGAUGCCUCUUCCAGAUACAGCAACAGGAUUAGACUGGUCUAACCUGGUAGAUGCUGCACAAGCAUUUGAAGAUUUUGACUCUGAUGAAGAACUUGGGCCAGUCUGUCAUCACACUCCGUUUCUAGAUCAAAGGGUUGCAUCUUUUUGUACCCUGAAUGAUAUGCAGCAUGUGCAAAGCUUGGAGAGUAAUCAAGCCUUGGGUGCAAGUCCAACAAAUGAAAAAGACUUCAUUGAUACUACUGGGGAGGAUAGCCCUACAACCUUGACUGGAAAAGUAAACCAGCUGGAAGUGAUUCUCCGACAUUUGCAAACUGACCUUCGGAAGGAAAAACAAGACAAAGCUGUUCUCCAAGCUGAGGUCCAACAUUUGAGACAAGAUAAUAUGAGACUUCAGGAAGAAUCUCAAACAGCAGCUGCUCAGCUAAGAAAAUUUACAGAAUGGUUUUUCAAUACAAUAGACAAGAAGUCCUAAUAUCUGAGUCCCGGAAAAAGCACUGUUGAAGCCACAUAACACCAGUAAUUUUGAAGUAGCCUAAUAUAAUUUCACUGUGUUCACAAUCCAUUUUACAUUUUCUGCUGUAAUCUCUGCCCAGCCUCAGGCUAUUGACUAUAAGAAAUUAUCUUCAUAUUCAUCUGAAGAAAACAGAAUGAAUAGCAGGCGUUUGUUUUUGUGAAGAUGAAUGUACAAUUUCUGGUGUCAUUUGAGACAUUUUUAGAGUACAGUAUAAGUCUGAUUUGGGAUUGCCUGGAGAAGAAUAAUUUGGGGUUUAACUUCAGUAUUUCAGGUGCUCCAGUGAAGAUGCUUAAAGCAAUUUAUGGUAGCUUCGGUUUCAGUAUUGUAAGAUAAAAUAAACCUAGACAUAUAGUUUCAUGUUUAAAGGUGCUCUAUUUUUUGUAUGUACAGUAGAUAUUUCCACAGUCACAUUGUCAUAGCAAUAAGAAUGGAAGUAGAAUUGAAUAGUCUCAAAACUGUUUAUAAAAAUUAGCACUGAGGUGUUUAACACAAGCUUGGAUGCAGAUAUAUUAGGGAUUAUUUAUUUGCAGAAAAUGCGGUGCCUGAAUUUAAACAGUGUUUUGAUUUUUUUUCUAAAGAUACACAUGCCUUGUACAUGGCUCACUUGAAUCAGUUCGCUCCAAUGUCAGUUACUUUUGUAUAGUUCAUAUUCAGCUAAGAUCAUUAUAGAGAGACUAACUAUUGAAAUCAUAUGUGGUGCGAGCCAGCCUAUCAUUUGUAUACUGCCAGAUUUGUUUAUCUUUGUACAGAAGCUUUGAGUGAGUGACAUAUUUAACACUUUUAUUUAAGCUUAUUUAACCUGUUAAUUUUAUAAAGCUUUUGUUUUAUCUGCACUAUGGUGAGGCCAGUGGGUUGCAAGCUAGAAUGUGUGUUUAGCUUGCCAAAAUGCAGAGUUUUAGGAAAUUUUAACUAUUGGAUGCUGCUAGUACACAAUUUGUGUUUGUAUACUUUAACAUUUUUAACUGUUUCAUUUGAAAUGAACAUACAUU
This is a messenger RNA of Rhineura floridana, 6887 nucleotides long. It is a transcript of the gene SIPA1L2, whose product is annotated as signal induced proliferation associated 1 like 2. Bases 709 to 5856 code for a protein of 1715 amino acids. Gene Ontology annotation, molecular function: protein binding; GTPase activator activity. Gene Ontology annotation, biological process: activation of GTPase activity; regulation of small GTPase mediated signal transduction. NCBI's taxonomy places the organism in Eukaryota, Metazoa, Chordata, Lepidosauria, Squamata, Rhineuridae. The transcript is spliced from 22 exons. Gene Ontology annotation, cellular component: cytoplasm. The record is from RefSeq and is a predicted model, not a curated record.